AUGAGGGACGAAGAAGCUCGCCGGAAGAGAAACAGGUGCCUGGCAUGCAUAGCUUUCGGGGUGAUAGCGCAGACGAUAAUCAUCGUCCUCUUUGUGGUGAUAGUCAUGCGCGUCAAGACCCCGAAAGUCCGUUUAGAAUCCGUCGGCGUCACCACUCUCACCACAGGCAACUCCUCCUUCAAAGCCGAUCUCAACGCGCUUGUCACAGUCAAGAACAAGAACUUUGGCCACUACAAGUUCGACAGCGCCAAGGCGACUUUCAGCUACAAAGGCACUGAUAUAGGAGAGGGCACCAUAUCCAAGGACAAAGCCAAGGCGAAGAAGACCAAGAAGAUCAAUGUGACGGUGUCGUUGAACUCGAACAAGAUCACAACGAGUGAUAUUAGCUCCGGGAGUGUGACGUUGACGGCGUACGCUAAGUUGGAUGGUAAGGUUCAUCUUCUGAACAUUAUCAAGAAGAAGAAAUCUUCCGAGUUGAACUGCACCAUACAUGUGGAUACCAAGGCCAAAGCGGUACAAGUUUUGAGUUGCAAGUGA
Molecule: messenger RNA, 537 nt
Organism: Rosa rugosa (rugosa rose)
Lineage: Eukaryota; Viridiplantae; Streptophyta; Magnoliopsida; Rosales; Rosaceae
Product: late embryogenesis abundant protein At1g64065-like
Exons: 1
Coding region: 1-537 (178 amino acids)
Source: RefSeq, a predicted model, not a curated record